This is a messenger RNA of Maniola jurtina (meadow brown), 3756 nucleotides long. RefSeq names its product dorsal root ganglia homeobox protein-like (gene Drgx). The transcript has 10 exons. The coding region runs from base 1 to 1206 and encodes 401 amino acids. The record is from RefSeq and is a predicted model, not a curated record. Gene Ontology annotation, biological process: regulation of transcription by RNA polymerase II. Gene Ontology annotation, molecular function: DNA-binding transcription factor activity, RNA polymerase II-specific; RNA polymerase II transcription regulatory region sequence-specific DNA binding. NCBI's taxonomy places the organism in Eukaryota, Metazoa, Arthropoda, Insecta, Lepidoptera, Nymphalidae.
AUGCAAAUCGAGUUGGAGGAAAGAAGUGUCCGCGGCCGUCGCUGUCUCGCUCCUUCGCUCAACUUUGCUGUCCAUGGGAGAACGGGAGUUAGGCGGGAAAGUUCCCGCCCACAGCGCGGCAAAAUAUUUUCAGACGCUAAUAAGCUGGCGAGCGGCGGCGGAGGUGGUCGCGGCCUCUUCUGCUACCAUUGCCCGCCGAGCCUGCCGCCGCACCAGCACCGGUUGCCCACGCUGGAGUACCCCUUCACUGCGACACACCCCUACACAAGUUACUCUUAUCACCCGGCGAUACACGAUGAUACAUUUGUUCGCCGAAAACAGCGGCGCAACCGCACCACCUUUACUUUACAACAGUUGGAAGAGUUGGAGACGGCGUUCGCUCAGACCCACUACCCCGACGUGUUCACGAGGGAGGACCUCGCGCUCAAAAUCAACCUCACAGAGGCAAGGGUGCAGGUGUGGUUUCAAAAUCGGAGAGCGAAAUGGCGGAAAGCGGAGAGGUUGAAAGAGGAACAAAGAAAACGGGAAGGUGUUGAGGCGAUGGCGAAAAGAGACCCGUCCGAUGAUAAGGGUUCCUCAGAAUGCGGCAUGUCGCGAGGAUCGGGAGAUGCAUCUCCAAUGUCUGGUGCUGGAGUAUCCCCUCGAGCCUCACCCCCUGUCACGCCAGGUUCCCCUCGACGAUCUCCACACCGGUCUCCAACCAGAUCUCCAAGGCUUGACAGGUCGGACGUGAAUUGUGUUUCGCCAGCACCUUCCGUCGGCAGCACGGGGUCCAGGGACGCGGCGCCAGACCCGCGCCCACCUCACCAUCUCUUCUCACCUUUUGACCACACCGGCGCCUUCCGCUCUUCGCCAGCGAGCAGCACGGAGCAGACGCCCGCGCCGCCGCCGCCGCUGUUCCUACCACCACACCUCUCCCACUUGUCGCAGCAUCUCAACCAUCUGUCGCAGCCCUUCUUCCCUUUGAAAGGUUGGGGCGCUCCUUGCCCCUGUUGCCCCAAAGAGGAGGCCCGCUCGUCCAGCGUGGCCGAGCUGCGCCGCAAAGCGCACGAGCACUCCGCGGCGCUGCUGCAGUCGUUAGCGAACUUCCAAUCCCGAGCGUUGCUGCCGCUGCCGCUCCACCUGCCUCCCUUGCCGAUGCCGCUGCUGCACGACCCGCCCACUUCUGCUGCACCGCCGCAAGACCCGCCCAAACAUUUAGAUUAAUGGGUAUAACCUAUAUUGGGUGUUUCACCAAUCGCGGUGCGUCCGAUCAACAGCGGGUAAUAACUUCAAAGGUACGGUGCGAGGGGGUGCGCGGUGUCUGCAUAAGCACAGACGAGCAUGUUCAGAUGCCCUAUAAUCCCGGUUUCCCAUGCUGCGUACAUGGACCAGUCCGCACCGACAACCAUGGGGAGAGUAUCGUCCGUGGUAGCGCAGACACAGCAUCGUCGUCCGAGCCUUGUGCGCGGUGCGUGGCUGUCCGCACACCUGCCUCCCUUGCCGACGCCGCUGCUGCACGUGGUGCACGCUGCUGGUGUGCGGGCACCUUUGCUGCACCACCGCAAGACCCGCCUAAAUAUUUAGAUUAAUUGGUAUUGGACGUUUCAUCAUUAAUCUGAUGAUUAGUCAUCCUAUUUUUCCUAUGCAAAAAGUAGCUUUUGCUACUCAUCGCUAAAAACAUGGGAAAUUUCAAAAUUUCUCAACAAUUCUCUCAAACAAUAUACUUACAAUCAUUUUAACAGUGAAUUCUGUAAUGCCAUCAUGUCAAUUGCCAUUUUAAUACAUUUUAAUGAUAUGUACUAUAAGUCAAUCUUUUUGUGCCAAGUUAAUUACGAGUAUAACUAACUAAGUAAGCAGUUAGCACAUUAAAAAGUUGUAGAUAUUGGAUAUUCUUUCUACUUAAUUUACCUACGAAUAAUACUUUAUUGUGAAACAUACCCAUUUAUUUAGUUUUUUCAAUAUUUUCCAAAUCAAGCAUUAUUUAGCUUGUUAAAUAGAAAAAAGGCAAUCAAAUCAUGUAAAAUCGCUUUCAAACCAAUAAAAAUUUUUCUUCGUCACGUCGUUUUCAAAAUCGAAAAGUCAACUCAAUAGGUCAUACUUACAAUAAUAUUUUCUCGAACCACGACGAACAACGUAAAUUUUAAUCGGUAGAGACGCAGCUUCAAUUUCAAAGAAGGUAAUGGCGGUUACGGACUAGCGUUUUUCUGCCCGUAUAACGCUCGUUUGGGCGCGCUACAUUUCCGCUUCAAUAAUAAUACAGCUCUAUUUGUCGGGAUUUGGCCAAUGAUUCGAGUUUUGGACAACGAUAGUUUGGUAUUCGUGAAAUCAACUGACCACACUAUUCCAGAUCCGCCUAAUGUUUCGUAUUUGGCGAAUUUUAAAUAAGUUUGGCAAAUCAGCCGGACAGCAGACGCAACAUAUUGUAACAGCGUAUUACGUAGCGUGUGACAGCGUGUGUAUGAUAUUAUAUUCUGGAAAAACAAACAGUUCCCGCGGGAUUUUUUAAAAAACCUUUCUUCUCGCCGACCUCUCGGGUUAGUGCGAAUGUGCAAAACGAUUCAGUUAUCGCUGCCUGGUCACACAAUUCGCGUUAUAUCACAAAUAAUAAUUUGCCGAAUCCUCAUAGUGUAGCCGUAUCAUAAUAUACAUUGAAUGCGCGUGCACGCACUUAUUCCGGCGUGUUCGCUAGAACUAGUGGGUGAGUCAGUAGCUAUAAUAUGGAUUCUGGCAACGAAUGGAUUCACGCGUGUACGUAUACGCGAUACGCGCGUAAUAAAACGAGCUUUUACACGCAAAAAAACGCGAAUCUGUAACCGCUCUAAUAUUAUGGAUACGUAUUGAAAAAUAUUAAGACAAGGCAAAGACCUUUACAAUGUAGCCACUAGAUAUAUAAUAAACGCAAUGUUAAUGUUAUGUAUUCGUAAAAUUAAGGUUAAAAUUAUUAUUGUAUAAGUAUAAGAAAUUUCUUGUAAAUAUUUUAAAAAAUCACCGUAAUCAGUAUUCGACCAAAAUUGUUGUGAAUAUUUUUUCGUUUAUGUAGAAUUAGGGAACGUUAUUGUAAAUAAAUAGAUUUAGCUACGGUAUUAUCACCAGUAUAAUGCAAUACGGUAUUAUAACCGAUAUAAUACAAUCACCAGUAUUUUUAUUUAUAAGUUUUCUUACACGCAUAAAGGUACGCUAAUUUGGUUGCAAACUCUUGCUAAAAAUACUUUUUUUUUGUAAUUUUUUAUGUUCAAUUUACUGUUUUUUCCCUUACUGUACCUACCUUAUUUGUUAUAGAACAGCUGUUGUAGUUGUAAGUUAGAAAAUAAUCUCUUACAACGUUUACGUUUGUAUUAUUUUGGAUCUUGCUUAGUUUAAAUAAAUAUAAUUACCAGUGAUUUAAAAAAAAAGUGGAGAGAUUUUUUGUGAAAAUAUAUUCUUUUUCUAAAGUCAUUGUUUAAUUUGACAAGGAUUUUCGUUCAUUAAAGAAAAAGAUUAUAUUAAUCCAACAUCACAUUCCUAUAUGCAUAGAAUAAAUGUAUUGAAUAAAUAAAAUAUUUCAAUAAUUUUAACAUAUAAUUAUGAUAUAGUAGAUAUAGUGUCGGCGCCAUUCAUGUAUAUAGGAGUGAAAGAGAGGUAUAUAAACCACUGCACUAUGCACAAGGUGUGGAAUUGUGGCGCCGUAUUUUAAUAUAUAAGGAUGUAUAAAUUGUAGCUAGCUUCUUACAUAAAUAGAUACCUUCACGUGAAUAGUUGUUUUGAUUAUUAUAAAUAAAAUAUUAUGUACAUUUA